Messenger RNA from Bombyx mandarina (wild silkworm), 684 nucleotides. It is a transcript of the gene GSTs2, whose product is annotated as glutathione S-transferase sigma 2. The record is from RefSeq and is a predicted model, not a curated record. Gene Ontology annotation, molecular function: glutathione transferase activity. Gene Ontology annotation, biological process: glutathione metabolic process. NCBI's taxonomy places the organism in Eukaryota, Metazoa, Arthropoda, Insecta, Lepidoptera, Bombycidae.
AAUUAUUGCACAAUAACCCGACAAUGCCGAACGUUAAGUUUUACUACUUCCCCGUGAAGGCUCUUGGCGAGAGCCAGAGGCUGCUGCUGGCUUAUGGCGGCCAGGAGUUCGAAGACAAUCGCAUUUCAUCUGAAAACUGGCCAGAAUUCAAACCUAAGACUCCGUUCGGUCAAAUGCCAGUGCUGGAAAUCGACGGCAAGCAGUACGCUCAGAGCACCGCCAUCUGCAGGUACCUCGGUCGCAAGUACGGGCUCGCCGGGGCCAAUGACGAGGAGGCCUUCGAGAUCGACCAGAACGUGGAGUUCCUGAACGACAUUCGCGCCAGUGCCGCAUCGGUCCACUACGAGAAAGACGAGGCCGUCAAAGCUAAGAAGAGGGCUGAACUGGAGGAGACUAAAUACCCGUUCUUUUUCGAGAAACUCAAUGAGAUACUGACGAAGAACAACGGUCAUAUCGCGCUUGGCAAGUUGACCUGGGGCGACUUUGUGUACGCCGGCAUGUACGACUACCUGAAGGCGAUGCUCCAGAAGCCGGAUCUGGAGCAGAAGUACCCGGCCUUGAGGAAGCCCAUCGAGGCGGUCCUGGCCAUCCCCAAGGUCAAGGCCUACGUCGACGCGGCACCGAGCACAGAACUUUAAAAAUAUAUUUCCGUUCAAACACUAGAUUAGUUCCUUUGUCAACAAA